Messenger RNA from Manihot esculenta (cassava), 3171 nucleotides. RefSeq names its product phosphatidylinositol 4-phosphate 5-kinase 8. Gene Ontology annotation, biological process: phosphatidylinositol metabolic process. Lineage: Eukaryota; Viridiplantae; Streptophyta; Magnoliopsida; Malpighiales; Euphorbiaceae. Gene Ontology annotation, molecular function: ATP binding; 1-phosphatidylinositol-4-phosphate 5-kinase activity. The transcript has 10 exons. The record is from RefSeq and is a predicted model, not a curated record. The coding region runs from base 571 to 2931 and encodes 786 amino acids.
AUUUUAUUAAUGAAGAAUACGGGUAAGUUGCUCUUUUUCCCCACCCUCUGGAAUCUGCCAUGGGAUCUUUCUCUGUGGAUGUGAUACGUGGCAAGAUUCUUGAGAGCAGGUAAGCUGUCCUUGUCUUUUUCAGUUGAAGGUGAAAGCGAAAGUGAAAGGGAACUUCAUGCAUGGGCAACUAACACUUGAGAGAUAUUUGAAAAGAAAAAGGAAGAGAAUGUUAAUUUUCUAUUUUCGUUUCUGGAGAAAGAGACGGAAAGUGUUGUAAGACAGAAAGAAAAAGAGAGGUGAAGUGUCAAUUCCAGCUGAAGAUCCGGAGGCGCAGGAAUUUUCAGAAGGCGACAAGAUUUAAACUUUUUUUUCCCCUCUUGUUCCUUUUUUCUUCUUUUCCUCCCCUUGUUUCUGGGUGCUCUUUCAUUUGCCUUGAAUUUUUUUUUUUUUUGGCUUUUGUUGUUUCGUUAAAUCUGGGUUCAUGAGAAAAAGGGGUUUAUUUUCUUCUAUGAGUUCACUUGCUUGGAGGAUGGAUUGAAAUUCUUGUCUGCUUCAGUUUUCGAAAGCCAAAAAUUACCAAUGGUGGUCUUCCAGCAAUUACUAAAUAUUGAAGACUCUGAAAGGGAUGAUAAGAAGGUCUUAUCAAAUGGAGAUGUCUAUAUUGGUGACUUUAAGAGAUUAAUUCCCCAUGGUAAAGGAAAAUACACGUGGAGAGAUAAAACAGUCUAUGAGGGUGAUUGGGAAGAAGGUAAAAUGACAGGAAAAGGUUAUAUAUCAUGGUCAUCAGGAUCAAAAUAUGAGGGUGACUUUUCUGGUGGUCACCUUCAUGGCUUUGGCACCUUUACUGGAACUGAUGGGUCUGAAUACAGAGGCGCAUGGAGGAUGAAUAUACAGCAGGGACUUGGAAGGAAACGAUAUUCUAAUUCUGAUAUUUAUGAAGGUUCUUGGAAGGAAGGAGUGCAUGAAGGUUGUGGUAGGUACUCUUGGAAUAGUGGAAAUAUGUACAUUGGCAAGUGGAAAGGUGGAAAAAUGUGUGGAAGAGGGGUUAUGAAAUGGGCAAAUGGUGAUCUUUUCGAUGGAUUGUGGUUAAAUGGGUUACGACAUGGUUCUGGAGUUUAUAGAUUUGCGGAUGGGGGAUAUUACUUUGGGGCCUGGAGUAGGGGCCUGAAGGAUGGGAAGGGAACAUUUUAUCCUGCCGGAACCAAACUUCCAUCUUUAAGAAGGUGGUCUAGUUCUCUAGGUUAUGAUGACAAUGGAAGUAGUUCAUUGUCUCAUAGCUUGUCAUUAAAUUCAGAGCAACGGAGGGUUUCAAGAAGACCAAGUGUUGUACGAAGUCUUUCUGAGAAAAUAUCAAUUAGUGGUAUGUUGAGAAAUUCUGGCCGAAUAUCAAACAGAAGUAACUCAUUACAUGAGAAUUGGAGUCCAUGUGACUCUGCAAGAGAAUUAAUCUGUCACGAACCAUCAUGUUCGUUUCCAUGUGCCACUAAUGAAGGUCAAAGAGAGGUACAGGGUAAAAGUACUGUGGUUUAUGAAAGGGAGUACAUGCAAGGAGUUCUGAUCAAACAGAGAAUAAAAAAUGCAGAACCAUUUCGCAAAAUUAAACAGAAAAAUAAAUUUCAUACGACUGAAGCAAAAAAGAAGUCAUGUAUUGACAUUUUUGAAGGCCAUCAGAGCUAUUAUCUAAUGCUUAAUCUGCAACUUGGUAUCAGGUAUACUGUUGGCAAGAUUACACCAGUGCCCAUGCGUGAUGUUAGACAUUCUGAUUUUGAAGAUCGAGCUAGGAUAAGAAUGUAUUUCCCCAGAAAGGGUUCCCAGUUCACACCUCCACACUAUUCUAUUGACUUCUAUUGGAAAGAUUACUGCCCUAUGGUCUUCAGGAAUCUAAGGGAAAUGUUCAAGUUAGAUGCAGCCGAGUACAUGAUGUCUAUUUGUGGUGAUGAUGGUCUGAGGGAGCUUUCUUCUCCAGGGAAAAGUGGAAGCAUCUUCUAUCUUUCUCAUGAUGAUAGAUUUGUGAUUAAAACAUUGAAGAAAUCUGAACUCAAGUUCUUUCUCAAGAUGCUGCCGAACUAUUACCGUCAUGUAGGAAAGCAUGAAAAUACUUUAAUAACAAAGUUUUUUGGGGUACAUCGAAUAAAACUAAGAGGUGGAAAAAAGGUGCGGUUUGUGGUCAUGGGGAAUAUGUUUUGUACAGAAUUAAGUAUUCAUCGACGUUAUGAUCUGAAGGGUUCAACUCAAGGAAGAUUUACAGAUAAAGAUAAAAUAGGAGAGAAUACCACAUUGAAGGACAAUGAUCUGAAAUACGACUUUCACAUGGACAAAAUGUUGCAGGAGUCCCUCUUCAAACAACUUUCCGAGGAUUGCAUGUUCUUACAAUCUCAACAAAUUAUUGAUUAUAGCCUUCUCUUGGGCUUACAUUUUAGAGCACCUGAGCAAUUGAUGGCAUUAUCAGAAUCUGCCGGUGCCAUAGCCAAUCAUGAGAAUUUACCUUCUGGUGAUGGUGCAACUUCACAAAGGGAGCUCUUGAUUCCACCAACGGGCUUGCGCCUCGUUACACAUGAACCCGGCUUCAACACUGCACCAGGUCCUCACAUAAGGGGAAAUACAUUGAGAGCAUAUUCUCUUGGUGCAAAGGAAGUUGAUCUCUUGUUGCCUGGCACUGGAAGGUUACGGGUGCAGUUAGGAGUAAACAUGCCAGCUCAAGCUAGCUGCAAAGUUGGGGGAGAGGUUGAUCCUACGGAGGUUGAACUUUUUGAGGUAUAUGAUGUUGUUCUUUACAUGGGCAUGAUUGAUAUCUUACAGGAAUACAAUAUGAGGAAGAAAGUUGAGCAUACAUUCAAGUCAUUGAAGUUCGAUCCUCUGUCUAUUUCGGCUGUCGAACCUGAGUUGUAUGCUGAUCGGUUCCUCAAAUUCUUGCAGAAAGUUUUCCCUGAGCAACCAUAAAAAGAUUUUAGCUUCAUAUACUUCUUCCUCCUUGCCAUUGUUAUAUAGAUAAGAGUUUUUCUCUUCACUUCUUUUUUUUUUUCCUGGCUUUUUUGUUGCUUGCUUCAAUGCAAAAUUCUUUUGACAAAUCAUUUGUUUGUAAAUGGUAUCACCAUAGAAAAAAAUUUAUCCAAACUUUUCAUUUGUAUAGUAACUUACUCUUCUGGAUUACCUUAUCUAGUCUUGUUAUGUUUAUUUUAA